Branchiostoma belcheri (Belcher's lancelet) is the source of this 1222-nucleotide messenger RNA. RefSeq lists its product as uncharacterized. The transcript has 4 exons. The record is from RefSeq and is a predicted model, not a curated record. Bases 83 to 1222 code for a protein of 379 amino acids. Lineage: Eukaryota; Metazoa; Chordata; Leptocardii; Amphioxiformes; Branchiostomatidae.
GACAGGAACCUAACAUACAAGUUGUACAAGUCAGCCCGACAUCCCCACUCCAGAAGCCACUCAUGUAUAUUCUUUAUCUGAUAUGACCAAAGCUGAAAACUCUGCCAUGUACGCUGGUUCAGGCGAAAAUGAAGAAGAUGCUAUUGAAAACAUGGACGAAGAAUUUGAAUCUAAAGUCAUGCAAGAAGACAGUGCAGUGGUUGACAAUAUGGACAUGGAACCGUACACUGUUGCAAACAUGUCCGAUCACGAAAACGAUCUCAUAAACGCCACAACUGUUACAGCUUGUUAUGAGCCUCAGGGUCCCGGUAACAAAGAAUUUCCAAACCCGAUAUACGAAGAAAACGUUUGCCAACAGGCUUCAGAUGACACUAGUCAUGAUGCCAAUGUACAUGUACACGAGGUUCGCAAUCCUACAAAUGCAGAGGAACAUCAAAAACCAGUGAACAGACCGGAUCCCCAGCAGGCCUCAGAUGACACCAGGCCUGACUCUGAUGUACACAAGGUUCACAAUCCUCCAAACGUUAAGGAACUUCAUGGCUGUUUUGCAGUGAUGAAUAAAAGUUGCUUGCUGGUGGCUUUGGUGUUUGUCCUGAUCUUAACUGGAGGGAUGACAUACGGAAUCAUCACAGGGGUCGAUUACAAUACCCAGGUAAUGCAAAAGGCUAGUCCUAUACAAGAAAUCAACACCUUGAGCACAUUGAAUGCAACAAAAGUGGCAAGCACAACUAAAUACACGUACACAACAGCUAUCAUCCAUACCUCUGAUGGCACCAACCCAAAAAUUCUUGGGACUAUCAGUGGUACCAACGCACCCAUCCUUGGAUACAUCGAUGGUACCAACCCAUCCAUCCUAAGGACCAUUGAUGGUACCAAGCCACCCAUCCUUGGUACUAUCAAUGGUGACAACCCACCCAACCUUGGGACCACUGAUGGUACCACCCCACCCACCCUUGGUACCAUUGAUGGUACCAACCCACCCAGCCUUGGGACUACCGAUGGUCCCAACCCACCCACCCCUUGGGUUAUUGGUAGUACCGAUCCACCCAACUACAAGAAAAAAACAGCCUGCGAGAAGAAGACCAUGCAUCUGACUUGUGCAGUGGAUGAGCUGAUUGUGAUUGACGAUGCCUUCUACGGUCGGAGGGAAAAAGAUCCUCCCUGCGGAUGUAGCUGGAUCCGGAAAUGUGGCACCAACUGUAAACAGAAAAAGAACAAGUAG